This is a messenger RNA of Trichomonas vaginalis G3, 2409 nucleotides long. RefSeq names its product protein kinase protein. Bases 1 to 2409 code for a protein of 802 amino acids. The record is from RefSeq and is a predicted model, not a curated record. The transcript has a single exon. Gene Ontology annotation, biological process: protein phosphorylation. Lineage: Eukaryota; Parabasalia; Trichomonadida; Trichomonadidae. Gene Ontology annotation, molecular function: ATP binding; protein kinase activity.
AUGCUUACUGGAAGACUAUCUGAACAUGAUGCAUGCCAGAUUCCUUCCUCAUCAGAACAAUUUGCAGAAAUAUUGAGUUUUAUUAAGAGAAAAUCAACUGAUUUUCAAAAAUUAUCGCUUAUCAACAAAAACGAGUUCAGUACAUCGUUUUGCGUUUCGGAUAUUACAAACGAUGAAAAUUUUCUUUUAAUUGAGUAUAAUGAUAGUGCUUCCGAACUUAAUGAAUUCCUUAAUACAUGUUAUGCAGCUGCACAGUGUAAUUCAUCAUUUCUAAUGCCACUUCGUGCUUUCUACGUACAGCCUAAACCAGCAUUAAUUACAGAUCAUUAUCCAUACGGUGAUCUUCGAAAUAUUUUAUUCAAUUAUCAAGACGUUGAGAUAUCGCCAACUCACAAAGUUAUUAUUGCACUAUGUAUAUCAUAUGGCAUGAUGAAAUUCCACGAAAAACGAUUUAUCCACGGAAAUUUGAAUCUUUCAAACAUUUAUUUAAACAAUCAGAAGCUUCCUGUUAUAUGUGGAUUUGAGAGGGUUAAUACAUAUCCAGAUUUGAUCUCCGAUCCGAGAUACGUUGCUCCAGAAUUGUUAAAUCACAAAGAAGUUGAUAAUAAGGUUGAUGUUUAUGCGUUUGGCUUUUUAUUAUACGAGCUCAUCGAACAGAAAGUCGCUUUCGAGCAAUACAAUAACAACCAGAUCAUCGCACUCGUUCAAGCAGACAAAAGACCGCAAUUUACAGAUAAAACUCCAAGAAGUGUAGCGACAUUAAUAGAACAAUGUUGGCAACAGAGCCCUGUGAAUCGUCCUACGUUCAAAUUUAUCUACGAAGAGUUCGCUGAAGGCAGAGUUACGAUUCCUGGCGCAAAUUUGAAAACAAUUCAGCAAAUGGCGAUCAACAUUAGUCAAAUGCGAGCACGACAAGCAACAUUAAUCAAGUACGAAUCGAAACCAAUCUCUACACUUGAAGAAUUCUCAAUUUCAGGCAAAUCAAAAACAAAAAUUGUUCAUAAAUCGAUCAGAAUCAAUUACAACCUUGCGGAAAGCCCAGACAGUCCAAUGUUGUUACAAUACAUCUCUUCUUUGUUCGAAAAACUCCCUUCUUCCGAUUAUCAAUCGAUUUACGAAGUAAUUCUGUCUCAUUUCUCUACAGCGCCUCCUAAUAUACUUCAUUCAUUGCUGAAUAUAUUAUACAAGCACUCCUAUGAACAGAAAUUGUUCUUUGACUUACUUAUUAAGAAUAAUUUUUAUGAAAAAUUAAAUUUCAUUUCUCCUCAAUCGGUUACGGUUAUUAUGGACUUAUUUGCAUUGCUCAUUGAAACUAACAUAUUAAUUAUCAAUGAUUCGAUGUCUUCUGCGUUCGAAUUGUUUAUUAAUAUCAGAACUUCGGAUUCUUUAUCGUUAUUCCAUCGUUUGAUUGCCAAAAAUUGCCAACAAGAAUUUAUUUAUCGUUUGUAUCUCAAUUACUCGGAAAAAUUCAUGAAUACGAAUUAUGUCGCAAGAUUUGUAACAGCUUUGACCGCCGCUUACAAUUUCGAGACUUUUAAGAGUCUCAUUGAGUAUUAUGGUGAUGUUUUCAUACUAGGACUCUCGAAUUCUUCAAGAACUGUUAUAAAAUAUUCUUAUUACGCAUUAUUGAGCCAUGUACCUGCCAAUAAGGGUAUAAAUGCAUCAACAGUCUAUACUCACCUCAUAGAUCCAGAGUUUUCCAUGUAUUGUACUCAAUUAUUAUUAAUGGGUAAUGCAAUGCCAUUUUCCAACACUAUUUUCCAACAGUUCGUGAUGAUGACGCUCGCAGGAAUCAAGAAUGCCUAUCUUACUCUAUGUAAAUACAUGUCAAUUUCGGCAGAUCACGUAAAAACUUCCGAAAAUAAUAUUUGGAUACCUCUGAUCACUGACAAGCGAAAGGUGUUGAAGAUAUUACUCAUUGCCUGCAAGUUCAUCUCUUGCGAAACAAUUUUCCCGAAGAUUCCUGGAAUAUUAGAUUUUGUUAUUUCAUUUUCCAAAGAAGCGACUCCAGAAGAACACAUACCUUUCAUUAACCUACUCAGUUGUAUCCAAUUUCCAAGGUCUACUGCAGAAUUACCCGAAAUAAGCCAAAUGUACUCAGAAUAUUUACAUACGGCCUUCCAUUCCCAGGACAAAGAGCUUAUUAACGGUGGUAUUAAGCUCCUGCAUAUGGUUUGUAGAAUAACUUAUUUGACCAUUUAUCCUUCAUUAAUUCCUUUGUUGCACUACUACUUGAAACCAGAGUUUACUUAUAUCUACAACAUCAUUCCUGCACUUACUGAAAUGGCGAAAUAUGAUGGAAUUCCUGAUGUAUUGAAAUCUCAAGGUAUUAUUCAGACUCUUUCAAACUUGUCAUCUUACUCUCAGUUCAAAGAACAGAUUGCGAAGUUUUUAUCUUAUUUGGAAUAA